Molecule: messenger RNA, 1543 nt
Organism: Periophthalmus magnuspinnatus
Lineage: Eukaryota; Metazoa; Chordata; Actinopteri; Gobiiformes; Gobiidae
Gene: emc3
Product: ER membrane protein complex subunit 3
Exons: 9
Coding region: 240-1025 (261 amino acids)
Biological process (GO): protein folding in endoplasmic reticulum
Cellular component (GO): EMC complex; membrane
Source: RefSeq, a predicted model, not a curated record
ACUGCAUUUCAAUAGGAGAGAUGCGACUGAAGAGCUCCAACAACCUGCUUCUCCAUUGAGUUAUUAGAACAUAGAUUACAGAAAUACAGCAAUCUAUGGCAUCGAAAAGAAAACUAGAACAGUCCUAUAAACAUUAGAUGGUUGAGAUAUCUUUCCUCCGGCUGUAAAUUUCAUCUCGUCGUCCACGCCAUCUCGCCAUCUCCCGACAGUGACCUACCAGGAAAAAGUCAAUAAGUUCUAUGGCUGAACCAGAGUUGCUGCUUGACUCCAACAUACGACUAUGGGUGGUGCUGCCCAUUGUCUUCAUCACAUUUCUAGUGGGGGUCAUUCGGCAUUAUGUAUCAAUUCUUCUUCAAAGCGACAAAAAGCUCACCCUAGAGCAAGUGUCUGACAGUCAGGUUCUAAUUCGCAGCAGAAUCCUAAGGGAGAAUGGGAAAUAUAUUCCAAAGCAGUCAUUUUUGAUGAGGAAAUUCUAUUUCAACAAUCAAGAAGAUGGAUUUUUCAAGAAGACCAAAAGAAAAGUGGUUCCACCAUCUCCAAUGACAGAUCCAAGUAUGUUGACAGACAUGAUGAAAGGAAAUGUGACCAAUGUGCUUCCCAUGAUUCUCAUUGGAGGGUGGAUAAACUGGACCUUUUCUGGAUUUGUAACAACCAAGGUUCCAUUUCCCCUCACAUUGCGCUUUAAACCUAUGCUACAACAAGGAAUAGAGCUGCUCUCCCUGGAUGCUUCCUGGGUAAGCUCAGCAUCAUGGUACUUCCUUAAUGUCUUUGGACUAAGAAGCAUGUACUCAUUAAUCCUUGGACAGGACAAUGGUGCCGAUCAGUCCAGGAUUAUGCAGGAGCAAAUGAGUGGUGCAGCUAUGGCAAUGCCAGCAGAUACAAAUAAGGCAUUUAAGGCUGAGUGGGAGGCACUAGAGCUGACAGACCACCAGUGGGCGCUGGAGAGUGUGGAGGACGACCUCAUGAGCAGAGAGCUGGACUUUGAUGGCAUGUUCAGCAAAGAGUUACCCACCGGUAUCUUCUAAACAUCUGAAGCCUUCACAUCUACUUCUCACAGGGAUUGGUUUUGGUUAAGAACAGAAAUGGGCCAGAUUCCUUAAUGUUAUGCAAAGUUUACAUUCCUUUAAGUAGUCCGAACAUUUUCAGACAUUUUCCAUUCCUUUUUUUUAUAUUUUUCAUAGAUGAAGAAAACACACAAGCUUCCAUAAUGUUCUGCUUUAUCAGACUGGGCAGCGUCUCAUGGGCUUUUGUUUAUAAGCAUUCAUAUUGCUUUUGCUGAUAGUGAUCUAGUGAUUUUGCUUUCCCAUGUUACAAACAUUUUGCCACUUUUUAUUUCAUCCUCAGUUACAGAAAAGCCAACCUUAUUUAACAACACUGCAUUUUGCUAAUUUAAAUGUACUUAUUAACUCUAAAAUUGAAGAAAUGCUAUGCUAGAUUAUGCAUUGAGAUCUGCUGAAAUACUCAAGUUUGAUUUGUGUAGAUGAUUCAUUUUAUAAUGUAUCUUUUUGUUUUGUAAUGUAUAAAAAGCCAGUUUGGACAAGUC